Molecule: messenger RNA, 2041 nt
Organism: Erpetoichthys calabaricus (reedfish)
Lineage: Eukaryota; Metazoa; Chordata; Cladistia; Polypteriformes; Polypteridae
Gene: uts2r5
Product: urotensin-2 receptor 5
Exons: 2
Coding region: 446-1558 (370 amino acids)
Biological process (GO): neuropeptide signaling pathway; blood vessel diameter maintenance; regulation of blood pressure
Cellular component (GO): membrane
Molecular function (GO): urotensin II receptor activity
Source: RefSeq, a predicted model, not a curated record
UUGGAUUGGAAGUCUUAAGCGUGCUAUGAGGGGUUUGCUCCCUCUGAAAACACUGGCAGGCGAUUUGCUUCGUUUUCCGUUUUAUUCAACAAUGUUUUUCCCGAGAGAAAUUACUUUGAAGAAUUCGAGGAAACAGCGCCGCGCGCCUUGUAAGUGGAUUACUUCCUAUCUAACUAGAAACGUUUAAAAUGGAUUUGUGUGCACCGCGUCCGGUACGAGUGCCGUUAAUUUGCGCUAAACAGUGAUUACCGAUCUGUCUGAACUGAGUGCGCGAGUUCAACUUAUUCGGACAGUAUUCUGGCACAUCUCGCGCCCUUGCUCAAUGAAUUAACUAAGAUGCUGAACACUCGGCACAAAAGCUCGGGGUGCAGCUUUUAAAAGUUGUGGUCCUGAGGCUCAUACCCUAAAAUGAGGUUCAACUGCCGCCGCAAAUAACUUUGCGAGAAUGGAGAUGAUGGAAAAUGAAGCUGUGGCGUCAGUGAUUAGAACAAACCGCACCACCGCCACGAACACCUCCGUGGACUUCUCCGGCUCCUUUAAUGAGAUGCUGGUCACUUCUCUCCUAGGGACUAUCUUAAUCGCAAUGUGUCUUGUCGGCGUGACCGGCAACGUCUACACGCUGGUGGUGAUGAACAUCUCGAUGAGGGUGACGGGUUCAAUGUACGUUUAUAUUGUGAACUUAGCACUUGCGGACCUGUUGUAUCUUUCCACCAUCCCCUUUGUUGUAUGCACCUACUUUGUAAAGGACUGGUACUUCGGGGACAUUGGCUGUAGGGUUCUGUUCAGUUUGGACCUGCUCACCAUGCAAGCCAGCAUCUUCAUUCUGACGGUCAUGAGCACCGAGAGAUACUUCGCAGUGGUGAAACCUCUGGACACAUUCGGGAGGUCCAGGAAAUACAGGAAGACCGUCACCUGCGUGGUCUGGCUGCUGUCCUUUCUGCUUGCCUUGCCGACCAUGAUUAUGAUCGAUCUCAGAACUAGUCACCAAAACGGCGAAGUGAAACGCAUGUGUCACCCGACCUGGCAGAUGGAGGCGUACAAGGUGUACCUCACCGUGCUUUUCAACACCUGCAUUUUAGCGCCAGGUUUCGUCAUCGGUUACCUAUACGUGCGGUUAGCCAGGACUUACUGGAUUUCACAGACCAGGGUGCUCACCACCCAGGACGUGAAUCGCUGUCCAAAGCAGAAGGUCCUCUACAUGAUCCUCAGCAUCGUCCUGGUCUACUGUGCGUGCUUCAUACCGUUCUGGUUGUGGCAGCUGCUGUACAUUUACUACUACCGGAGAGGGAACCUGUCACCAAAGACCGUUUUUUACGUUAAUUUCGUUGUAACGUGCUUGGCUUACAGCAACAGCUGCAUCAACCCCUUCUUGUACACCCUGCUUACAAAGAAUUACAAGGAGUACCUAAAAAACAGACCCCGUGGCAGUGGGGGCUUCAAAGGGAAGUCCAACAGACACUCCUCCCGAAGAUCCGUGUCUUCUGGGGGUCCACAGUACACAGAGACUAUGACUGUGCUGCACCCCAAGGGGGUCACCGGAGAGCCUUGUCCAGUCUGAAAACCGUGAGAUGAUAAAAUGGUUAAGAAAAUGUACGGAUGGAUGAGUCCUAUGGAGACCUAGCCAGAGUUAAGAAUUGUGUGUGGACCUCAGCUUCUCCAUACUCAGAAUACGGAACUGCUUCCCGUAUAACGCGUGGACUUCCAUUAAGGCAAUGGGUGCAAAACAUUUGACCCAGUUCAGCAUUGAAUUACUGAAACGUUUACAGGACGUGAAUGAACCACGUAGUUUUGCACGUCAGUCUUUUUUUUUUUUGUAAAUAGCUCAAACUUGACUCAAAACGUUCAAAAACUGAGCUGCGAAUUGAAAACGCGAAAUGAGCCGAAGUGUGUGGAAAACCGAGUACAGUCCGCCAUCUAGAGGUUAAGCGUGCUCCGAGACACGUCACGACAUUGUCAGCUUGUGUUUGAUUUGCGGUGUUUUUUAUUCAUGUCUAGUUAUAUGCGUAUAAUUUUCUUGGUGCCGAUAAAUACAAAUGUUUUU